GUAUUAGUAUAAGCUACCACCAUUUUCUCUCCUUUUUCAUUUCUCACAGCCAAGGUUGUUGUACUAGUUGUAUUGUUGUAUCUGAAACACUCUCAAUGUGUUCCUGAAGGGAGCCAUGAGAUCAUUAGCAUUUCUUCUGAUUUUCCAUCUCCUUGUAUCUCCCACCAUUGUCAAAUCUCUCUCUCUCCCCCACCCUCCAUCCAAUGGUACUUUGGACCCAAAACAAGCAAUGGCCCUAGAAUCCCUCAACAUCCCCACCUCAAAGGACCCCUGCGCCCAACCCUCCUUCCACAAUGCCACCCUCUGCGACGCCGCCAAGCCCUUCCGCCACCUCAUCUCCCUCCGCCUGGCCAACUGCUCCUCCUACCUCUCCCUCUCCUUCACCGCCCUCAAGUCCCUCUCCACCCUCCAAUCCCUCUCCCUCCUCAACUGCCCCGUCGCCCCCAUCCGCCUCCCCGCCGACCUCGCCCUCUCCCUCACCUCCUUCACCUGCGUCAACAGCCUCCGCAAACUCUCCGGCGUCUGGCUCUCCAACCUCCAGAACCUCACCGACCUCGCCGUCUCCGACGUCAACGUCAAGGCCUCCGGCCCCUUCGUCAUCCUCGCCCGCAUGACCAAGCUCAAAACCCUCACCAUCUCCAACGCCAACCUCACCGGAUCCCUCCCCGGCCACCUCCACUCCAACCUCACUCACAUCGAUUUCUCCAACAACCGCCUCAAAGGCAGCAUUCCCCCUUCCAUAACAAUGCUCGACAGCCUCCAGGUCCUCAAUCUCUCCUCUAACUCCCUCGCCGGAGAAAUGCCUCCUUCCAUCGGUGACCUAAUUUCACUCAAAAACCUUUCCUUAGCCUCCAACUCAUUCUCCGGUUCCAUUCCUGAUUCUAUAUCUGCUUUACCAAGUUUGAUUCACUUGGAUCUGAGCUCGAACCAGCUCAAUGGAACCAUUCCCAAAUUCAUUUCACACAUGAAGUCUCUUAAGCACUUGAAUCUCGCCAACAACAACCUCCACGGGGUUGUUCCUUUUAACCUAAGUUUUAUUAAGCGUUUGGAGGUAUUCAAGGUUGGUGGAAAUAGUAACCUUUGCUAUAACCACUCCGUGGUGUCUUCGAAGUUGAAGCUUGGGAUCUCUCCUUGUGAUAAGUUCGGAAUGCCGGUGACUCCGCCUUCAAAGGAUUCUUCUGCCGAUGAUAGCAGCGACGAUGAUUACGACGAGGGUGAUGGGGAGGGGAGUAGGCACAAGAAGGAGCAUCAUCAUGGGCCUAACAAGUUUGUUCUCGGCGUCGCCAUUGCGCUGUCUUCCAUUGUCUUUCUCAUUGUUUUCUUGAUCCUCUGCUCCAAAUGUUGUCGUUAAUUAGAUUUAGAGGAAAUUUUUGGUUUCGGGGAUUUACAGAUUUUUAGAUUAGGAAUAUUCAUAAAUUCAGUUGAGUGCAGCUUGUUUGAUAUAUUUAUUUAUCAUUAUUAAUUAAUUAUACUACACUAGUGAUUACAUUACAGAGUAGGUUCAAGGAAAGGAAACGUAAUGAAAAUGUAACUGCCGAAAAAAAAGGAAAUUGUUAUUUAUAUUUUGGUGGGGAUGUGUGGAAAAAAUGAGGACGGAGAGACAUUAAAUCAACAGCACGUGCAGUGCAAUGAGUUUAUCAUGGGAUGAUAGAUGAUAAAUGCUAGGUUUUAAUUUUGACACCGUUUUAUUCGUUGUUUGGAGUAAAAAGGUGGAGGUGGUGCAUGUGAAUGUGGUAUCUUUGAAGUUUUAUGUUGCUUGUGCUAUAAGCUUUUGUUAUUCAUAACGUGCUCUCUGCUGACUUUCAUAAUUGCCCUUUUCAUUUUAUUUGUGGCACUGUUGCAUUAAUGUCUGCCUUUUUACUUAGUUAGUUGGGAAAAUUUUGUGUUUAUAUGCUUUCUAGCUAGAUUCUUGGUUCAUACAUAGGAUUCACCGUUGGGGUUGGGGGUCAAAAUUUGGUGAACACUUAGCUGAAUAGCUGGAUGGUAUGACACUUAUUUCAGGUUAUUGCGCAUGAGGCUAAAAUAGUGAUGCUCUAUUAUUAAUUUGUGGAGGAGAAAAUUUUGUUUAGCUUGACUAGGACUCUCUAGGAGAAAGGGACAGGAGCUCAAAUAUUUAACGGUUGGUGAUAUGAUUUGCAAACUGGAAAAUAAUAUUGUAUGAUUGUGGAUA
Glycine soja is the source of this 2170-nucleotide messenger RNA. RefSeq names its product receptor-like protein 51. Gene Ontology annotation, molecular function: protein binding. The transcript has a single exon. The record is from RefSeq and is a predicted model, not a curated record. The coding region runs from base 116 to 1351 and encodes 411 amino acids. Lineage: Eukaryota; Viridiplantae; Streptophyta; Magnoliopsida; Fabales; Fabaceae.